AAAACUGGAGAGUUUUAGAGGAUCCAAUACAGAAAACUCUGAUGAGAGCACUGCGUUCUUCUGCUUCUUCCUGUCUCUGAUCUUCUGCUAUUCUGCUCUCUCUGACUCUGUAUGCGUCUCUGUUCUCUCAGAUGGAGCCAGUAAGUUCAUCAAACCCAGAUCUUAGAAAAGUUGCUGUUGCUGCUGAAGUGGAGGGGUUUGGGCGUUCUGUUGAUGAAAUUUCUGCGAAGGUUGAUACGCUUGAGAAAAGAGUGAACGAGGUUGAACGAUUUUACUUGACUACAGGUAGUCCGCAACUAACCAAUUCAAAAGGUAGCUCAAUUGUGAAGGAUAAACAGUUAAAUCUUCUUAAGAAGCAGCAGCAAGAUGCAUCACGUAGGGAAGUCACUGCUACAAAGAGAAUGCAAGAGCUCAUGCGGCAAUUUGCCUCAAUAUUCCGUCAGAUCACUCAGCACGAAUGGGCAUGGCCCUUCAAGGAGCCUGUAGAUGUUGAAAGUCUGGGAUUGCAUGACUAUUAUCAAGUUAUUGAGAAGCCUAUGGACUUUGGAACCAUAAAAAAUAAAAUGGAAGCUAAGGAUGGUACUGCCUAUAAGAAUGUUAGAGAAAUAUAUGCUGAUGUGAGGCUGGUAUUUAAGAAUGCAAUGAAAUAUAAUGAUGACAAAGAUGAUGUCCACGUGAUGGCCAAAACUUUGUUGGAAAAGUUUGAAGAAAAAUGGCUAAAGCUUUUGCCAAAAGUUGUUGAAGAGGAAACAAGACGAGUAGAUGAGGAAGCAGAGGCACGACUACACACGCAACUUGCCCAGGAGGCUGCUUAUGCCAGCAUGGCUAAGGAUCUAAGCACUGAGCUUGUAGAGAUUGAUCUGUAUUUGAAGGACCUCAGAGAAAUGGUGGUUCAGAAGUGCAGGAAAAUGUCUUCUGUUGAUAAGAGAAAACUUGGGACAGCUCUCACCCAUUUAUCUCCUGACGAUCUCAGCAAGGCUCUGGCAAUUGUCGCUCAGAAUAACCCCAGCUUCCAAGCAAGUGCGCAAGAAGUGGAUCUUGACAUUGAUGCUCAGAGUGAGUGCACAUUAUGGAGGUUAAAAGUUUUUGUUAAGGAGGCACUAAAAGUUCAGGGAAAAAGUUCUGAAGGCACUGCCGGCAACAAAGUUACAGCCUCCAAACGAAACAGAGAGAUUUCUGACGCUGUUCCCAAGACUAACGCAAAAAGGACUAAAAAGCUCUCUUGUUUGUGAUCUUGCUUGCAUGUUGGGUGACUCAGUUCAUUCAGUGCAUUGCGUGAGAAAUUGAAUGUAAUUAUGUGCUGGUUAACUCUGUAAAUGAUAGAGCUAUGGAUCAUUUUUCUGUAUAGAUACGUGAUAUAGAUCAAUCAACUUCUCGAUUUCUAUAAAGGUUAGAUACAUAAUCAGACUUCUAGUCAUUUGCUAUGUUUUGUGAAAGGACACCCCUUGCUAAA
Prunus mume (Japanese apricot) is the source of this 1453-nucleotide messenger RNA. Its product is annotated as transcription factor GTE1-like. The record is from RefSeq and is a predicted model, not a curated record. Gene Ontology annotation, molecular function: protein binding. NCBI's taxonomy places the organism in Eukaryota, Viridiplantae, Streptophyta, Magnoliopsida, Rosales, Rosaceae.